AUGGAUCACGACCGUCAGAGCUGUGCCCUUGUAGUGGCCGAAGACGUCGAGGGUGACACAUACAGUCAAAUGCCUCCGGCGCCAUCUUUCCGCGCAGAGGAGUGUCUGGCAGAGGGCAACAUCAUGACUCUGGUCUGGCAAGCUUGCCCCGGCUUCGGCAUCGAUCAUUACACUCUGGAGCUAGACGACGGCGCAGCUGGACCCUUCCGGAAAGUUUACCGCGGUCUCGAAACGAUGUGCACCGUGGAGGGGCUCCACUUCCAUUCCAUCUACAGGGCACGCGUGAGGGCCCAUAAUCGCUCCGGCUACAGCAACUACAGUGACAGGCUUGUCAUUCAAACGUCCAUCUGUAAGUAG
Dibothriocephalus latus is the source of this 357-nucleotide messenger RNA. The record is from the annotation of a GenBank genome assembly. NCBI's taxonomy places the organism in Eukaryota, Metazoa, Platyhelminthes, Cestoda, Diphyllobothriidea, Diphyllobothriidae.